Messenger RNA from Helicoverpa zea (corn earworm), 2201 nucleotides. Its product is annotated as pyridoxal-dependent decarboxylase domain-containing protein 1. The record is from RefSeq and is a predicted model, not a curated record. Gene Ontology annotation, cellular component: intracellular membrane-bounded organelle. The transcript is spliced from 14 exons. NCBI's taxonomy places the organism in Eukaryota, Metazoa, Arthropoda, Insecta, Lepidoptera, Noctuidae. The coding region runs from base 111 to 2201 and encodes 696 amino acids.
AAUGUACAAUGUACACUCGCCACCCACGUCAAAACAUUGGAUGGAAUUGAAGUGACGUUUACACAUUUUUAUGUCGGUGCUGUAAAUUUGCGAAAAAAUCGCCACGCAGCAUGGGAGAUGCAUCAGUUUCUGACGCGGAGUCCAAUAAGCCAAGCCCUGGAGGCGAGGGUCCGCCCGAACAGGACCGGCGUCCUUUCGGUGAUUUGGAGUUCCAAGUUUCUGAGGUAGUAGGCCGUCUGGAGGCAGGAGUCAACGCGCAGGAUGUCCAGGAAGAGGAGAAAAGACCGGAGCCGCGAAAGAUCAGCGCUGGUUUCUUUGAACCGGAGGAAACGUCAAUGGAUGCUAUUUUGAAGGUUUUGGAAGACUUGGUGUUGAAGACUGACCCUAGUUGUGAGAGUGUGGAGCCGCCGCUGUUGCCGACGGACGCCGUGACGCGGGCGGCUAUACUGUCCCACAGUAUAUCAGCUUUGUUUGGAAGGUUGGAGAGGAGUCACGCCGCAAGACUUGGCGCUCACAUUGCUAGUGAGACUACAAGAUGGAUGGCGCAUAUGUUUAGGCUAGCUGACUACAAUGCAUAUUACCACCAGGAGCAAUUGGAAGGUCUCGUUAGAGUCACACGAAUGCUGCUGCACCACAGAUAUCCUAGAUACUUGGAAGACGGAGCAAUCGCGUUCACAAACCGUCUACCAUGCAUAUACAGCUGUGUGGCCAGCCCUCUAGGAGUAGUGCAACAUCUCUGCAGGCAGCUGGGUCUACCUCUAGCAUGCGUGAGACCAGUGCCUGUACAUCCUUCAGGACGAGGCAUGGACAUAGAAGCACUAGAAAAGCUUUACGAUGAAGACAUAGCAGCUAACAGGACACCCCUCCUAGUGUUGGGGGAAGUGGGUGCUCCCCCCCUCGGCUGGGGAACUCCCCUAGCGUUGUUAGGACAGAUGUGUUCGCAAAGGAACUUGCAUUUACAUGUUAGGGGACAUGCGCUUGCGUUGCCAGGUGCUACGGGGAGGGAUGAGUCAUUCAGCAUACCAGAUUCAGUCACACUCACACCGGGGCCGUGGUUUGGCGUACCUGGACUUCCUACUGUUACAUUCUACAGAAUACCUGAACCGAUCACAGUCAACGACCAAUCCAAAGCAGUGAGCGCUGUGGGUAGCAGAGAAGGCGCUUUAGCAGCUCUAGCAGGUCUAACAGGCGGUGGUGCCAGGCUACCAGCAUUACCGCUAUGGACGUGUGUCCGUGCGGCCGGCGCCCGCGCGCUGCAGGCUCGACUGACGGCCGCAUUCAGGUCCGCUAGGGCGCUGCAUGCUGUGGUCGCUAGCGCUGGACUGAGGCUGCUGAGUGAACGACCAGGCGGCGAUGAACCACCAAACGUAGGAAUAGUGGAAGCAGUAAGCCACGCAUCGGCAUGCGUAGCGUUUCAGUUCGCGCCCCCCGGCACUGAGAAACCUCCGCCGUAUUACGACAAACUCAACUCCUGGCUCGGACAAGUAUUGCAGAGAGAGGCUGAAAUGAUAAGCAUAGAAGUAUGCGAGACUGAAGCUCAAGGCGUAGUCCUGCGCUACUGCCCGCUGGAGGGCGCGGGCGGCGCGGGCGGCGACGGCGCCGUGGCGUCGUGGGCCGCUCUGUUGGACGCUCAGCUACAUGUCUUACACGCUACCGUGGCGCUGAGGGAACCCUUCCAAGCUAGGGUCGCGGUACAUUCUAGCCUGGCUCUCGUACAUGUGCCGGGGUGGGCAGGUCUAGGCGGAGUUCGAUACAUCCCCCCCGGCUGGGAGGGGGCGUCAACAGAUGAGCUGAACUCCCUGAACAGACAGCUGGUGGAGACGCUCAGAGCUACUGACGGCGCCUUCUCUUGCGGAGAUGGGGAAGACGGGAUGGCUUGCGUCAGGUUCGGUAUGGUGACGGAAGAUACAGAUGUGGAUGAACUGCUAGACCUGGUUAUAUCGGCCGGCAAGGAGGUCGAGGAAAGCAGCCGAGCGCUCACCAACAUGACUGAAGUCUUGAAGAAAGGCAUUGAAGAAGCCCAAGCGGACAUCGAGCGCGAGAACGCGGAGCGGCUGUGGCAGGAGGGACUGCUGCGUCGCGUGCCCGUGGUGGGGCGAGUCGUGCAGUGGUGGGCCCCCGCCGCCCCCCCGCCGCCCCCCGGCCGCCGCCUGCUGCUCGCGCACGGCGCGCUGCAGACCACGGCCGACGUGUACAGGUAG